Molecule: messenger RNA, 3018 nt
Organism: Alternaria atra
Lineage: Eukaryota; Fungi; Ascomycota; Dothideomycetes; Pleosporales; Pleosporaceae
Exons: 5
Coding region: 1-3018 (1005 amino acids)
Biological process (GO): lactose catabolic process
Cellular component (GO): beta-galactosidase complex
Molecular function (GO): beta-galactosidase activity; carbohydrate binding
Source: RefSeq, a predicted model, not a curated record
AUGGCUUCAGGUCUACAUCCAGCGGGCGUUCCAGACUGGAACAACCUCGAUAUCCUUCACAAGAACACGCUGCCUGCACGCGCAUACUUUCACAACUACAAGUCCGAGGCCGAUGCACUUAGUUCCGAUGUGAACAAGUCGACGACACAUAGCCUCUCCGGCACGUGGAAAUUCCAGCAUUCAUUCUCACCAUUCGAAGCUCCUGAAGGCUUUGAGUCGACUACAUUCGACACAUCAUCAUGGAGCGACAUUGCUGUGCCAGGCAUGUGGCAGUUGCAGGGCUUUGGCAAAGGCCCCCAGUAUACGAACGUCAUUUAUCAUAUCCCAGUCGAUCCUCCCAACGUGCCGUUUACCGAGAAUGAGACUGGAUCGUACGUUCGUAAGUUCAAGAUUCCGAAAGAAUUGCAGGACGGUCAACUUCGACUCCGAUUUGAAGGUGUUGACGCUGCUUUCCAUGUCUGGAUCAAUGGGAAAGAAGUCGGAUAUUCCCAGGGUAGCAGAAACCCGGAUGAGUUUGACAUUACCUCGAUUGUCAAGCUCAAUGCCGAAAACACUCUGGCCGUUAGAGUGUAUCAACAUUGCGAUGGAACUUAUAUUGAAGAUCAAGACCAGUGGUGGCUGAGUGGCAUAUUCCGUGAUGUCUUCUUGGUGGGUUUCCCCAAGACGUCGCGCAUCGAGAAUGUCUUUGCACAGACGAUUUUGGAUUCAUCCUACACCGACGCCGAGCUAAAAGUCAAAGUCAGCGCGACCGGACCUGGCAAGCUCACAGCGAGGCUUUUGGAUGCAAAGAAGCAGGAAGUUGCCUCAUCAGAAGCCGACAUCAAGAGUGAUGAUGUGACUCAACUCAGCUUUCAGGUCAAGGAUCCUUUAAAGUGGACUGCCGAAUCGCCGAACCUAUAUCAUCUCGUCGUCUCUACCGGUGAUCAAGUUGUCGCCCAACGCAUCGGUUUUAGACAGGUCGAGAUGAAGGACGGCUUGAUCAAAGUCAACGGCAAGAGAAUUGUCUUCCGCGGAGUUAACCGUCAUGAGCAUCACCCCACUUGUGGUCGCGCGGUGCCGUAUGAUUUCAUGAAGGAAGACCUUCUGAUCAUGAAGCGCCACAAUAUCAAUGCUAUCCGUACUUCUCAUCAGUUGAACGACCCACGAUUGUACGAUCUUGCGGACGAGAUGGGUUUCUGGGUCAUCGAUGAAGCGGACCUGGAGUGCCACGGUUUUGAAAGUAUCGCUGAUGCUGCGUUAUCGAAAGAAGAGCGCAACCUACCAUUCCGCGAGCGCCAGCUUUUAACUAGGUCGAAGGCCGCAGAAUGGACAACCAACAACCCAGCCUGGACGCACGCAUACGUGGACCGUGCAGAGGCACUCGUCAAGCGGGACCAGAUGCAUCCAUCAGUCAUCAUAUGGAGUCUCGGUAACGAAGCUUUCAUGGGACGCAACUUCGUGGCCAUGUACGAACACAUCAAAAAUACGACGGCAGCCGGCCUAAUGUAUCCCCCAAUCGACGAGAUCAUCAAGUUUGGUGAAGACAAGGAGAAGAAGAAGCCACUGGUUCUUUGCGAAUAUAUCCACGCCAUGGGUAACGGUCCCGGUAACAUCAAAGAAUACGUUGACGCCUUCUAUAAGUACCCAACUCUGCAGGGAGGUUUUGCAUGGGAGUGGGCGAAUCACGGUCUUCUUACCAAGGACAAGCAGACAGGUGAAGAGUUCUAUGCCUAUGGUGGCGACUUUGGUGAAGAAGUUCACGAUGCAACGUUCGUCAUGGACGGUCUUGUCAACUCCGACCAUUCGCCCAAUGCAGGCUUGAUUGAGUACAAGAAAGCUAUCGAACCUGUGCAGCUUCUGGAAUCGAACAGUUCGAAGGCUACGUUUAUCAACCGGUACGAUUUCAUCACGCUCGACCACUUGAGCUGUCAGUACACAUCAACGUCCGCAUCUGGAAGUGAAAGUGUAUCGGGAAGCCUAGAAAUUCCUUCUGGUAUUUCGCCUGGCCAGACCUUUGAUGUACAGCUUCCAAAGAUCGAAGGAUCAGAAGAGGAAGUUUUGCUUAGCAUCUCGUUUCAGCUGAAGGAGGCUACGCCAUAUCUCAAGGCAGGUUUCGAGAUCGCGACAGCACAGAUACCCGUUACGCCAGUAACACCGUUGAAGCGACCUCAGUCAUCGGGCAAGCAAUUCACUGUUGAGACACCGUCCAGGAACACCCUCAAGAUCACGACGGAUCAAGCCACUUGGGAGUUCUACCGAGCUUCUCUCAAGGCACCAGAAAUCGACAUCUUCCGCGCGCCUACUGAUAAUGACAUUCCACAAGACGGUUGGGAUUGGAAAGACAAGCAACUGCAUCACGCGAAGCCUUUUACUCGCAAGGUUGAAUGGUCACAGUCUGGCUCGGAAGCUCUCAAGAUUACCGUACAUCAACGUGUCGCUCCUCCAGUUCUCUCUUGGUCUAUCGACUGCGUUCUUACGUACACUUUCAGUGCCAGUGGUACUCUGUCUGUGCAUGUCACCGGUACACCAAAGGGUGAGAACCUACCUCGUACCCUCCCACGCAUCGGCCUUGUUAUGGAGCUACCUAAGCAGUUCCAACAAGUCGAGUGGUUCGGCCGCGGUUUCGAUGAAUCCUACCGCGACAGCAAACUCUCGCAACCCGUGGGCAAGUACACAGCAUCCAGCAUCGACGAACUCUGGGUGGACUACGAAGUACCUCAGGAAUCGUCAAACCGCACAGAUACUCGUUAUCUCAGCCUCACAAAUGGUAGCGGCGCAGGUCUGCUCGCUCAAUUCGCGGAUAAAAAGACUGAACAGAGGAAGCUGUUUGACUUUCAGGUCACCCAUUACAGGAUGAAGGAUGUUGCGGCUGCGGACCACCCGCAUGAGCUAAAGAAGAAAAAGCUGGAGGAAGUUGUGCUUAGAUUAGAUGCGGAACACCAUGGACUGGGCAGUGGAAGCUGUGGACCGAGGACACUGGACGAGUAUAGUCUAAUGUGCGAACCUUUUGAGUUUGAGGUCGUAUUGCAGGCUCCGUAG